Messenger RNA from Grus americana (Whooping crane), 1025 nucleotides. RefSeq names its product RNA exonuclease 2 (gene REXO2). Gene Ontology annotation, molecular function: nucleic acid binding; 3'-5'-RNA exonuclease activity. The coding region runs from base 25 to 723 and encodes 232 amino acids. Gene Ontology annotation, cellular component: mitochondrion. The transcript has 7 exons. NCBI's taxonomy places the organism in Eukaryota, Metazoa, Chordata, Aves, Gruiformes, Gruidae. The record is from RefSeq and is a predicted model, not a curated record.
GCGGCGCUUUGCGGCCUGGCGGCGAUGCUGGGCGGCUGCCGCGCCGGCCUGGGUCGCCUGCGGAGCUGCGCCGGGAGGCUGUGGCGGGGCCGGCGGCGGGCGGCGGGCAUGGCCGGAGGCGGCAUGGGCCAGCGGAUGGUCUGGGUGGAUCUGGAGAUGACGGGCCUGGACGUGGAGAAGGACCAGAUCCUGGAGAUGGCCUGCCUCAUCACCGACUCCGACCUCAACGUCCUGGCCGAGGGCCCUAACCUGAUCAUUAAUCAGCCCGACGAGCUGCUGGAGAGCAUGUCCGAGUGGUGCAAGGAGCAUCACGGGAAGUCUGGCCUCACUAAGGCUGUGAAGGAGAGUAAAAUUUCCUUGCAGCAAGCAGAGUACGAGUUUCUCUCCUUCGUACGACAACAGACACCCCCGGGUCUCUGUCCUCUGGCAGGCAACUCUGUUCACGCAGAUAAGAAAUUUCUUGACAAAUACAUGCCUCAGUUCAUGAGACAUCUUCAUUACAGGAUCAUCGACGUGAGCACCGUCAAAGAACUGUGCAGGCGCUGGUAUCCGGAGGAGUACGAGUUCGCACCAAAGAAGGCGGCUUCUCACAGAGCACUCGAUGACAUCAGGGAAAGCAUCAAAGAACUUCAGUUCUACAGAGAUAGCAUCUUCAAGAGGAAAACGGAUGAGAAGAAAAGGAAACUAAUAGAGAACGGAGAAAGCGACAAAACGGCCAGCUGAUUCCUCACCUGGCCCUGCCAUCCCCUGGCAAGUACUAGAUGCAUCUUCCCGGUUCUUUUUGGUUUGCCAGUCUCUCAAGAAGUUGCACCCUUUGGUUCCCUUCUUUCGCAACGGCUGUUAAUGCGCAGAGGGAAGCCCGAGUUACCGCUGCUUUUCUGUUUGAGCACGGAGUCGACUCGCUCAAGCCUCAGCAGCUUCUUUCUUUGUACGUCCUCCGUAAAACACGCUGUUUGAUACUCCUCUUCCUCCGGUUUUGGGUGCGGUCUUUCGCAACACAAUAAAAACAGUUCUGUUGAAAGAGG